This is a messenger RNA of Bemisia tabaci, 8960 nucleotides long. The record is from RefSeq and is a predicted model, not a curated record. NCBI's taxonomy places the organism in Eukaryota, Metazoa, Arthropoda, Insecta, Hemiptera, Aleyrodidae.
CAGUCCAAGUGAGCCGGUCCGACGACCAAGUUGAACCCCGAGUCCCGAGUGCCUUUGCGUCCAGUUCGCCCGUUCGCGAGUCCAGUUCCGAGUUCUUCAACACUUGUCACCGACCGCUUCCCGACGCGAGUUUCCUUUCCGCGCCGCAGUUCCGUCCUCCGUUCGCCGAACCUUAUCAUGAACACCUAGUUUGUGCCGUCCAGGAUACGUCCACUCAUUUCGUGUUUAUUUUUUUCCUCUUCAAGUUUUUUUUUUAGUUUUUUCUCCCAGCAACGGAAGAUGCAGUAAUUUCAGCCACCGAUAAGGAAGCGACAGGAUGAAAAACCAGCCUGAUCAUAGAAUUAAUGAACUAAUGACAAUUUGGAGGUGGCUUCCGGUUUUAGCAUGUAUUCCUGUUACUUUGUCUAUCACCCCAAAGCCAACCAAGUCGGUGGACUCCGACGAUUCCUCUCAAGUUUUGGGAUCCAGCGUUGUCACUUCCGUAUCAGUAAUCAUGGACCAUGGGAACGGAACAAAAACGAUAUUUCCGGAGAUUCCUGGUCAAGUUCAGCCACGACCGAAUAUCGUUGGGAGUCCUGGCAACAUGCUGGAGCCUGAUCGCUACGAGUUUUACACGUUUGACGAAACAGGAGAUUUGGUCAAGAGACUUAUGACUCUUGAGGAGAUACAAGGCCUAAUCGCCGGCGGGGAUAGCGAGGGUAUCGUUGGCGAAGCUUCUGCUCCGACUUAUUAUCACGAGAGCAUGGCAGCGCUGCCGGACGAGCAAACCCAUAUUGCCGCAAACGAUUUCGACUCGUCGUCCAACAGCCAAGGUGUUCACAAAGUGGUCGAGAGCGUCCAGAACGUCCUCAAAUCAGAGUUAGCUGCUACUCAAUCGAAACCUUAUCCAAAACCCAUGAUGGAUCUUCAUCCUAAUCCAGAAUGGAGCAUUCUUUUGCCUGGAUUACUUGGAGAUAAUUCGGAUGAGUCUCUGCCACCCUCAGAUAUUAAUCAUUUAGGAGAUCUAUCUUCCAUGGCCUCGGAAAAUAGCUAUUAUCAAUCCACACCGAACUCGGUUUCCGAAAAUUUUGACUCGAACGAUGACAAGUACCAGAAGACGCAGCAAACGAUUAUUCAUUACAUCCCGAUCGAGAACGUGCCCAUAAAAUCUUCAGGAAAAAAACCGGGUAAGGUGCCUGUGUCGUCAACUACUACUAAAAUUAACGAGAUAAAGUCUCCAAUGGUCUCCACAGAAAAAUAUUCCCAAAAUUCUCCAACUACAAUUAAAUACGGCUCCUCUUCAACGACAGAAAAAUAUAUAUAUCCACCGAGCACAACUUUUGGCAAGUACAGUUAUGCCAGCUCUUCUAAUACAGAAAAACCAACUUCUUCCCAUCAUUCUUUAGAAAAGUUGAACUACUCUAGUCCGCCGAACUCUUUGAACGAUAAAUUGAGCUACUCUAGCACGUCCACCUUUUCGAAUGAUAAAUAUAACCAUCCCAGCGUCUCCAACGCUUUAAACGAGAAAGAAACACAGUCUACGUCGUCAAACUUUUAUAAUGAGAAGAUGAGUUACUCAAAUCCACCGAGCACUAUUAAUGAUCGAUUCAUAUCCUCUAGUUCAACUUCAGAUAAGAAUAAAAACCAUAUUUCACAUUCAACCGAGAAAAUACAACACCUGACUCCGAGCACAGAACAAUAUUUUUACACCGGCCCGAGCACAGAGAAAAAAUACUUUUCAAAUUACCAGACGCCUACCACUGAGAAACUUCAUUAUUCAAGUUAUACAACUGAUAAGCAGCACGCCCCCACAGGAACUACAGAAAAUAAGUAUUUCUCAUCCCUUAGUUCUCCUAGUUCCUUAGUGGAAAGUAAUGGACAACCUAAUUUAUCUACUGAGGGAAGUUAUGUCACAAUAUCAACUUCAGAAAAGCACUAUUUGACAAACUCAAUUAAAGAUAAAAUAAAAAAUUCAACGCCGAGCCCCGAUAAAACUUCGCAAUCCACGCAAAACACAAACACACACUCAAGUUCGACAAAUAAUAAAUACACGCCUUUUGGACACAGUUCAGAAAAACCAAUGCAUCAGUCACAAAAUACCGAUAGAAAUAAUUACGUGAUGCACAGCACUGAAAAAUACGUGCAUACGCUCUCAAAUUCAAAUAAAUUUGACCAUGCACCUUUAUCCUCCAUCAAAACAGAGCUAGUUAGUUCCACAGAAAAGUUCAGUCCUGUCUCCUUUUCUGCAAAACCAUCUUCGACGACAAACAAAUACUAUACGACACCAAAACCGGAGUAUCCUUCUUUCAGCUCUGAAAAAUUACAAGCCAUACAUAACUCAUCGCCGAGUUUCUAUUACAUGAAAGAAUCAACUGCAUCACCCUCAGUCACAUCGACAACUUAUUCUACUCCAUUUAAAACACAAUCUAUCUCUUUGAACGAUGAAAUGGCUGCUUCAUUAUCAGAUGUUAUUUCUCAAAUGACUGCUCAACCUUCCAGUGUCACGAAUCACCUCUCGACGAUUUUAGUUCCGACAACAUCUAAAACGUCCAUUCAGUACCACUCGAGCUCAAAUAAGCAACCAGAUAAGUAUGCUACUAAAUUCGCCUCUCACACGACACCGAUGGUAACAGCAGCACCGAUCUCGCACAGUACAACAACCGCUCAACCAUAUUUCACAAAAACCACCACUUAUAAUAAACUUUCAACGUUCAACAAUUUCACCAAAAUAAAGCCAAUGUUCACGACCUCUAAUAGAAUUAAUCCAUCUACCACUCAUUCUCAGUUCCAAAAUAAGGUCUCUUCUCCUUACCCAUCAACCAUCGAUCAAACGAGAAAGCAACCCUCGUCAACGAAUAAAAUCGCUACAAAUGAUGUACCAUUCUCAUCCAGCUCAAAUAGGAUUGUGCAAUACAAUUAUUCUGCAGACUUUAGAAAUAAUCCUACGACAAUAUCUGCCGCGACGUCAUCACCGUCUGUUUCUACCGGUGCCACAGCCAGCUCCUCAAGAAAACCAGCAUCAUCUACCACAGAAGCACCAACAGUGAUCAUAGCCGCUACCACUACGUCAUCAACUACAACAUCAACCACCACAACAACUGCACCUCCCAAGACAAAUGUGAUGACUUCACCAGUAACGACUCCAUCGAAGCCUAGUGUCUCUUAUAAGAAACCCUCGGUUCCACUAACGAAAAUUGCUGUAUCAACAACUGCUCCUACCUCAGCUCAGCAGCAGUCUUUGAAAACGAACUCUGCCUCGACCUCCAUAUCAUCGACUCCAACCACCCGGCCAUCAGAGUCAGGGUCAACUUUGGACUUAAAAAACAAACAUGGAAGUCAAAAUUCAACGCAACAGAAAGUAGAAACCUCUUACACAAAACUUCCGACUUUAUCAAAAGUAACUGAGAAACCAGUGCUACGGCCUAUAGUUUUGAAUAAAACCUCCAACACAACGGCUGUGCGAGACUCGGCGUCACAUGCACCGAUUCGGGUGACUCCAAGACCCUCCACUAGUCAACAAAAACCAACAAUAACGACUAAUACAACACCAGUCACAACCAAAGCGGCUGCAACAACAACAACAACAACUACAUUGGGCACAACCACGGGCAGUACAACGACGACUACGACACCGGUGCCACCUACAACUACAUACGCACCCACCACAUCGACGACAACAACAACAACGACAACCAGCACCACCACUACCACGCAGAGACCAUCACUCGAAACAGCACCACCGACCAAAUUCUCUCCUCAGUAUACAUACAAAUAUCCAGUCAAAAAGCCAGGCGGAUCUUUGCAUGGUCCAUACUACUAUCCCACAACACCGCUACAACUCAAACAUGCAGCAGCUCAGCUUGCAGCGGCACACAACAAUUCUCUUAAGAUGAACCUGACCAGUCACCCUCCAUUAGAGCGCGUUCCUUUCCCAACAAAUAUAUUUAAACAAGGAGGUUCAUCACCAAUGUAUAUGUCUACGGCAAUGUUCAGGAAUGCCACGAAUAGGACGCCAGGCCUGUCGACAUCUGUUAAUUCUUUCAGCUCUCCUAACACAACGACCUCGUACCAAAAUACACCUUCCACAUAUUCCAUCCGUCCCUCGUUGCAAAAUUACACAUCAAGCGUUUUAAUGUCAAGCCAAAGAUACUCAAAUAAAGAACCCGCAACAACCACCGAAAUUCCCCAGUUAUCUAAGAUCACCACUGCGGCGCAAUUUAUCUCGAACGGUCAUCAAAACUACAUAACGAAACCCCCACCAAGUUCAUCAACCCUCGGAAGUCUGAAAAACACUUCAAGUUCUCAAAGUUUCCAGAAAGUUUCGGUGCAAGACCAUAUACCAACUUCAACCCCCUCGUAUAAGAAUGCAGGAUUGCAAAAGAUUUCAUCCGAUACCACCCAGCGUUUCCGACCUACUCAAAUGAAACUGUCUUCUAAUAGUCAAUUUUUGUCUAAUAAGAGUCCUUCAACACACAGUGUUUCAACUGAUGCCUUGAAAGGAGAGUCCCGGCCCAGGAUUCCCUCGACAACCACGAGUAGGUUUGAAGAAUAUAUUCCGGUACAAACACAACAACAUACCACGUCUUACCGCCAUUCAACAUCCGCGACUCCAUCCACCGCAACAACCUCGAAGUUGAUGUCGGAUCAAAGCACAGAGAAAAUCAGUUCUCACGGUCAAAUAUUCACGGGAACCUUCAGCUCAAUAGACGAUGCCGUGAAAAAGCUCUCGACACUCAGUCUAAAGCAUGACCCUAUGAGUGACGCUCUCAGCAGUACAAUUUAUACGUCAACUGCUGCCACUACCGAAAAGAGCACGAUUGCAUCUUCUCCAGAGAAAACCUCAUCUUUGAAAAGCACACAGGUCACAAUGGAUGACCCAGUGACGGACAAGGUUGAAAUUAAACCAACCACCAAUUCCUCCAUAGACGAUCACAUCCAAGAUGGAAUCUCGGCGGUAACAAACAUUCUUUUACAAAGCAAAGGCCCUGACUCCCAUUUAACAAAUUCAACAACUCUCAACAGAGAUUUAGUUCAGGCGUUAGAGGAGGGUGCCUUACUUAUGCCGAACGCUGUUCUAGGAGAGAUGAAGCACUCUGGAUCGAUAGAAUCUCAAAUCGUCAGUAAUAUUACUGACGAGUCGGAAACUGAAAGAACGGCCGGAGAAGUUAUGGACAGCACCGAAGGAGUAAUAUACACCACGAUCUUGGACAGUCUCACAACCAUGGGUUCCAAAAAAGAGACAGACUCCAAAGAAAACUGGCUGUCGGAUAGCUCAAACCUGGAGAGCGUCGAAAUCAUCGAACAAAAAAGUGAAUCAGUAGCUAAGUCAAGUGACGAUAAUAAUUUAGAGUCAGAAGGACUAACAACAACAGCCGAGUACAAUGAGCCGGUCACCGAGACGACGAAAAAAGAUUUUAUCUCCGAGACUACUACGAUUCCCGAAGCAGAGGAAUCGUAUGCAGAGGUAACAACCAUCCCUCCCAACCUCGAUGAUGGUUUAAAUAAAUUUAGAACAGAACUGUUGGACAAGGAUGAUACCAAGACGACAAUCAAGGAACCUGAAGUCACAACUACUAGCACGACGGUCACGACCUCAGCUCCAGUGGUUCCAUCUACCAAAGUUACAACGGAGCCCAGUACAACCACUUCAACCACAACUACCACUGCGAGUCCUGUGCCAGCGAAAGAACCUGUGAACGAUUUUGUCUCCGAGAAAACAGCAUCGAGGCCCGUUGUGAAACCAACUUUCAGCGCGGUGCCAAGCAUCCCGAAGAUUCCAGGUCCUGGGGCGUACCGCCCUAUCACGCCACCUACAGCGGUCGAACUGCACCCUGCUCCUCAUGAGAGUAUGGGAUUGGAGGCGAGCAUAGCUUUCUUAGGAGAUGAUGUUAGACGCUUCUCUGACCUAUGCAAUGAGCUAUCGUUCCGCAUGUGGACUUCAAUCACGGGCAAAGGCAUGAUUUCAUCGAGAAGUUUGGUUUUGUCGCCGUUUGCUGUGACUUCAAUGCUGGCCAUGGUGUUCCUCGGUGCUAGGGGCUCAACCUCUGGCCAAAUGAAUGAUGUUCUAAGAUUGGAUGAUAUGGUCACAUUCAACCCUCACCAAGUACUCCAGAAUAUAACUGAGUCGGUCAUCAACUCUAGAAACAUUGGGAGUUCAACGGCAGCAUUUGUGCGAGAGUUGUACAGUGAUAAGAGCAAAGGAAAAAUACUUGAAUUUUACAAAGAGCGGGCGCAGCAAUACUAUGACGGUCAUGUAGAGGAAGUCAACUUUUCUACAAUCGGUGACGUGUUGAGGCGGCGAACAAAUCUUUUGAUUAAACGCCAAACUCUAGGUCGUAUUCCCGAAUACCUUCGAGGGUCCAGUCUCAACUUGAAACCGCCAAUGGCAGCCUUCGCAGCGAACAUAUUCCAGACGGACUGCGAUCUCGCAUCGACGGACGGCCGAGACGGGGAGAUGUACUUCGUGGUGAGACCCUCGACGCGGCAGAGGCGGCUGGUCCCGGUGCCGGCGGCGGUGUGGAGGAGCGGAUUUUUGGCCGGCUACGAGCCCGGCCUGGACGCCACGGCCGUCUCCAUCGGAUCCGACUCCGUCGUGAGCACCAUCUUCGUGCUCCCCGGUCAGCAGGGACAGGUGGCCCCCGGCGACGGGUUGGCCCGCCUGGAGCAGCGCCUCAUCGAGACCUCGUACAGGCGGGGCGGCUGGUCUCGCCUCCUCAGGAGUCUCCUCUUGAGGCCCGGCCUCGAGAUCCAGCUCCCCAGAUUCUCGCACAGAUCCGUCCUCAAUGUCACGUCGGCCCUCCAGCGGAUGGGCCUCAAGGACAUCUUCGACUCGGAGAAAGCGGACCUCAGAGGGCUCAACGGCUACACCAACGAUCUCUACCUGUCCGAUAUGGUGCAAGUCAACACUUUCAGCACUUGCGGCGAGGACGCUGCCGGGGCGCGACACCACGUCGAGACUUAUCCCUCGUCCCCGCAGAGGGUCGGUAGAGAGGACCCGGAAGUCUACCCCAUCCCGGAUGAUCUGGACCACGAUAUUUACUCGCACUUGCCGCUGAAUCUGCGGCCGAGACAAGCCAGGCUUCCGGAUAACCCGAGGCUCCGUUUCGAUAGGCCCUUCUUGUACUUCGUUCGUCACAACCCCACAGGGAUGAUCCUCCAUGUCGGUCGUUUCAACCCUCGACUCUUGCCUUAGUCCUAUUGAGAUCUCUAAUUACUGGAAAAAACGACGCAUUCCAAGGCCUUGUUUAGUUCAUGACGUUUUUCACCCCAAAAAAGGACCGAGAAUAGGUAGCACGUAAGACAGAUUCUGGUGACUCCCUAGGUUUCAGCAGAAACCCGAAAUUUUGCAGUGCGACUAAAGCCGGCCGAUGUGGAAUAAGUGGUGAUUAUUUUUUUGUGAUCGGUUUGACUGACGUAAAAAAUUUUUCUCAUUGCGCGACCCAAUGUCAAAAAUUUGGUAACUGUCACAAAGUACCUUGGUUUAACUGAUUGCAUCUAUAAGCGUGACUGUGUUAUCUGAGGGUACGAGAGUAUGCUCUUGUAUGAAUGAGUGUACAUAUUUACAUGUAUACGUACUUAUAAAUAUUUAUUUCCUCUUAGCCACUGUAUGUUCAUAUGUACUCGAUUUAAAGUUCCUCCUUAAAUUGUAAGGCAUUCAUGGCAUGAAUGUUGCAGGUUUUUACCUACUUUAUUUCUAUUUUUACUAAGCUCUCGUAUUCGUAUGGUUAAAUUUAUGUUUAUUUAUUUUUGUUUUUAAGCUCCUUCUUUGUUUUCCCAGCUCUCUGAAAUUAUUGUUGCAAAAACUGAUAACUGUUCCUACCUGGCUCAGAACCAAAACUAUAACGCAAUUUACGAUUUUCGGGAAAUUGGAAAGUCAUGAUUUUUACUAUUCAAGACUAUUUAAGAAUUUAGUUUCAAAAAUAUAUGUUUGAGCAAAGAUUUCAUGACUAAAUGGUUUGUAAGCCAAAGAUUUUAACAGGAAACUGCCAAAUUUAGGUGUUUAAAAUAGUUGUAUUUAUUUUUGGAAUUAGACUUUUUCAAAUAAACUUGUGAUUGACUCUUGUCUUAUAAUAUUAAGCGAUGUAUCUAUUUAACUUUAUUUUCAUUUUUCAUUUCAUUUAUUUAUUUAUUCAUCGUGUGCCGGUGAAUUAUGUACAUUUCUCGGAUGGAAAACCAUGACAUCUCUAGAAAAUAAAUACGAAGUGGAGUAAGUAAAGAGAAAUACUCGGUUAUUUCGAGCAGUUCCUUUACUUGUGAUUUGAAAAACACCAAAAAAUAUAAAAUUUGAAUUCCUUUGAAUUUUAGCCGCAAUAUGAGUUGUGCGAGCACCAAUAGAGGUAAUUCUGAAGUAUCAAAACUAUAAGAUUUGUUCAGACAGAAAAUACCCAAUUUUUACGUACAUACAUUCGAGUCGCUUUACAGCGCGCCCGGGCGCUCUGCGACACCUAAUCGCCAUCCUUGCCUAUCGAUCCAGAGGUCAUCUGGUAAAUGGCAUCUUGUGAUUUCACCCAAUUUUUAUUGAUAUCUUAUUUCAGACGUUAUUUAUUCUUCAAUAUGCUCGUGCUACUUUGCCUGUAUUUUCUUGUAAGUAUAUGGCUUGGCUCCUUCUCACUGAUUGUCUCUACGAAUAAUUUCUUUUUUAAUAACAGCUGGAGAUUUUGCUAACACUUCGAAAGUCUGAGAAAAUGUUGAUUCUCCCAGAAUGUUAAUUGCCUAGUCUCAUAUGAAUAUGACGCUAGUCUGGCAAUUUAAACGUCUCAUUAUUUCAAUUAUAACUUUUAUUUUUUCAUGAAUAUACUGAUAGAAAAUAUUUGAUUCAACAAUGUGAUGUAUUACUGGGUAAAAAUUUCGUAUAACUCAAGUGCGAUUGCAGUCAAAUUAUUAUGACAUUUUCCUCUACUUUUAUCGCAACAGCAAAGAACCCUACAACAAAACGGCCAAAUCGGCCCAAACACGGAAUCCUACGAUUUUCUCAGGGAUGA